GAGAUACAAGACCGACCCCUCAGCCUGUGUUGACUGGACCAGAAGAAGUUCACCAGAAGCCACUGCACCUCUUUCAGUAGGACUGAUGGUGGCACCAACACGAUGAGCUUGUGCCACAGAGAUGAUGCGACCAGGUUAUUCACUAUCAGAGCUCUUCCCCUAUAGGACAGAUUUUGCAGGUGAAUCUAGUGAUGUCCAUCCUGCUGUACGUGAUGGUCCUUGUGUACCUAUAUGGUAUUCAGGCAUCCAGCAUGAACAGCAGCCACCAGGGACAGCAGCAGCCGCCAAGUCCUGACCCAUUGAACUCGCUCAUAAUCCAACUGCUUCAGGCUGACCUGACAAGAGAGAGGAUCCAGGGGAACCACAACCAGCAAGAGAGAAGCAUGGGCAAGGAGCAGCAGGAUACCCUCCCCCCUCCCCUGGGUCCACGAUUACCAUUCAAGGAGCAGGAGGAUGCAGAGCAGUGGGGGGCAGGGGGGCGCAGUGGUGGGAGCAGCGAAGGGGCUAUGGAGCAGCAAGUGAUGCUGGUGAACUCGGACAUCCUGAGGACACACAAAAGGUACAUUUCACCUCGGGUGGUGCUGAGUGACCGGCCGCCACUGCAGCCACCUCCUCUGUACCUCGCGGAUGAUUUUGUAAGCGCCGGACCAGAAGGAGCAGCAGGAAACAAGACGCGGAAGAAGCGGCAAGCCGAACACCGCAGUUACCGUGGAGAAUAUUCUGUCUGUGACAGCGAGAGCAAGUGGGUGAUGGAUAAAACCAAUGCUGUGGACAUUAAGGGAGAAAAUGUGACCGUGAUGGCCAAAAUUAAAACCUUUGACAAGCGGGAGAUCAAACAAUUCUUUUUUGAGACAAAUUGCCGGGACCACAGGUCCCAAAGAAACAGGUGCAGGGGGAUUGACGACAAGAACUGGAACUCGGAGUGCAAGACGGCACAGACAUUUGUCCGAGCACUAACACAGGUUCACAGCUCAGUGGGAUGGAGGUGGAUACGCAUAAACACUUCCUGUGUCUGUGCGUUGUCAAGGAAACGUCACAGGACGUAACCAAGACCAAGUGAGCUCCAUCAAGAACUACCCGUGUGGAGUUACACUUCGUUCAUGGGAUUUUAUUUCCACAGCAGACCACACCACAGGGUUAGGUGUCGUGGACAGAACAGCAACGUUCUGCUGCAAAUGAUAGAUCUGAAGAAGUCUUGGGUCUGUGUGAAUGCUAUUUCAAACCAACGUGCUGCAAGCUGUAAUGAAAGAACUAAUUUUAGAUGAUGGGGGAGGGAGGACUGUGCAAAGAAAAACUGUAUAUAUAAGUUAUUUAAAUUAUACGAAAUGCAUGUAGUGAAUACAUGGUUAUCUAUCUUUAUAUGAUCUAUGACUAUAUUUGUGUUAUUUAUUGAAAGAAGUCUUCCUUAAAAUGAAAAUAAGACACAAAGCUUAUAACUGACUUUAAAACUAUAAUGCAAAGCUAGGGCUGCACAGGUGCUUCAAAGUGAGACUUUAUAAGUGCCUUCACUGAACAGGCCAUUGCAACAACAUUUGCUGUAAAUGUUGUUUGCAGCAAGUCUGUUAUAAAGCGACCCAUCAGCAGGGACCCGACCUGUCCCACCAACCGACAUGGAGCCCACACUUGAAGCUGCAACGAUACAGGCGACUCAGUCAGAGGUUGCUACACAUCCAAAAUUCAGACGUGUAACAAAAUCCAGAAAACCCAUUUUCAGUGUCUUCCAAAUGAUGUCAACUGACAUGGAUUCGAGUAAACACACCCACAAUAUCAAUUUGUUCUCACGUUUUAUGGUUUUGUUUGUUUCCUCCUUUGAAUAGGAAGCCCACAUAUCUAAGAAUGGGAAAUUUUGUAUUUAAAAAAAAUACCAAUUUCAAAUUGUUACAGUGCCAAAAAUUGGAUAACAUAUGUUAGAGGAUAAUAAAUUGCUUUAGUACUCACA
Messenger RNA from Fundulus heteroclitus (mummichog), 1939 nucleotides. RefSeq names its product neurotrophin 3 (gene ntf3). Gene Ontology annotation, molecular function: nerve growth factor receptor binding; growth factor activity. Gene Ontology annotation, biological process: negative regulation of neuron apoptotic process; memory; neuron projection morphogenesis. The coding region runs from base 192 to 1046 and encodes 284 amino acids. The transcript is spliced from 2 exons. Lineage: Eukaryota; Metazoa; Chordata; Actinopteri; Cyprinodontiformes; Fundulidae. The record is from RefSeq and is a predicted model, not a curated record.